Exophiala bonariae is the source of this 1323-nucleotide messenger RNA. RefSeq names its product cystathionine gamma-lyase cys3 (gene CYS3). NCBI's taxonomy places the organism in Eukaryota, Fungi, Ascomycota, Eurotiomycetes, Chaetothyriales, Herpotrichiellaceae. Gene Ontology annotation, molecular function: carbon-sulfur lyase activity; pyridoxal phosphate binding. Gene Ontology annotation, cellular component: cytoplasm. The record is from RefSeq and is a predicted model, not a curated record. The transcript has a single exon. Gene Ontology annotation, biological process: transsulfuration. The coding region runs from base 1 to 1323 and encodes 440 amino acids.
AUGACCGUUCCUCUCUCGCCUAGACCUCUGCGUCCUGAUGAACGAAUUCUGACAAACGAAGACGGUGGCAUAGACACCCCCGCUCGAGCCCCCUCCCCCGUUCACAAUUUCGGCACCCUCGCUGUCCAUGCAGGAUCCCCCCAUGACCCCUCCACUGGUGCAGUGAUCGAGCCUCUCUCACUCUCCACCACAUUUGCUCAGACAGCCGUUGGCAAGCCUGUCGGUCUCUAUGAAUACAGUCGCAGCUCCAACCCCAACCGGACCAACUUCGAAGAGGCUGUGGCUGCGUUGGAACAUGCGAGAUAUGCCCUCGCCUUUGCUUCGGGCUCUGCUACAACUGCGACCAUCCUUCAAUCCCUAGCUGCCGGUUCACAUGUUAUUUCAGUGUCCGAUGUCUAUGGUGGAACCCAUCGCUAUUUCACAAAAGUGGCUCUUGCUCAUGGUGUCGAGGUGACUUUUUCUCCCUCGAUCGAACUUGACAUUGAAGAAUUAAUUAGAGAACAAACCAAACUCAUUUGGAUUGAGAGUCCUUCGAACCCGACUCUGAGUUUGGUGGACAUCAGACAAGUGGCUAGCAUUGCCCACAAGCACGGUAUCCUCGUGGUGGUGGACAAUACUUUCCUGUCCCCAUAUGUGCAAAACCCGCUCGACCACGGCGCAGACAUUGUAAUUCACUCCGUCACGAAAUACAUCAAUGGUCACUCCGAUGUCGUGAUGGGAGUGGCAGCAUUCAACUCGGAUGAGCUCAAAGAACGUCUGACUUUUCUACAAAAUGCCAUCGGUGCAGUCCCUUCUCCGUUCGACUGCUGGCUCGCACACCGAGGUCUUAAGACCUUACAUCUCCGAGCCCGCGAAGCCAGUGCAAACGCCAUUGCCGUUGCGACAGCGCUCGAAGCAUCUCCUAAUGUCAUCGCCGUCAACUAUCCCGGUCUGGCUUCUCACAAGCAAAGAGCCAUCGCCAUCAAGCAGCACCGAGAUGGCUUGGGAGGUGGUAUGCUGAGCUUCAGAAUUAAAGGAGGGCAUGCUGCUGCCGAGCUGUUUUGCCAGUCGACCAAAAUCUUUACGCUCGCUGAGAGUUUGGGUGGCGUUGAAAGUCUCUGCGAGGUUCCGAGUGCAAUGACACACGCAGGAAUCCCUCAGCAGCAGCGAGAAGCGAUUGGUGUCUUUGAUGAUCUGAUCCGACUUAGCUGUGGUGUAGAAGAUGCGGCCGAUUUGAGAAAGGACGUCCUUCAAGCAGUCGAGAAGGCUGUUGUUGGCCCCAAGAUCAACAACGGUCUCAAUGGAGGUUACCGUGCCAAUGGCACGACGGUUUCACGGCGAUAA